AUGGUAACUCAGUUGGAUGAAAAUGUAAAAGAAAAAAAACAGUCAUCUAAAUAUAAACAAUGCAAAAAUGUUUUAAAAAUCAUUGGUGGAAUUCUUGUUGGUUUAAUUAUAUUUCUUCAUGCAUCUAUACCAUCUAUAUCAAGAAAGUUUUUUCCAUUAAUUGCAUAUUCUGCCAAUUAUUCUUGUCCAUGGUAUGUUCAAUCAAUCAAAUAUUCUUAUAUGUCAAUUGGUGGAUUAUUUUAUGCUGCAUUUGUGGGAAUGAUUGUCGAUUCAAUCAUUAAGUAUGAUCGACUUUACACGAAAUUAAACAUUGUAAAAUUAGAUGCCAAAAAGUAUUAUUAUGAUGUUGAAUCGAAUAAUGAUUUAAAUUUACUGUCUGAAAAAGGCUUGGGUAAUUUCCUAAUUCUAAUACGAUUCUUUCUUGGAAAUAUACAAGAAAACGACAAACGCCACGAUCUUCGGUUAAUGACUAUUACAUUUGCCUUUAUUAUCGAUUUAAAUCUUAGCGUAAUGGCAUUAAUACGAAUAUUAUUAUAUGAUAAUAUCACCCUAAAUCAUUUAUUAACAAUAUAUUCAUUAGCUGAUAUAAGUACAUUAUCAAUAUUUGUAAUAUUAUUCUUAAUUAUCGUUUCAAGAAUUAAUCAUAAAACGACCUACUGUGUUCUAAAACUAUUGAAAGAACUCAAACGUGAAGGUACGAAUCAAAUAUUACGAAUAGAAAAACGGACGAAAAAGGAAAGUAAGAAAGAAGAUCGUCAAAUGGGAAGAUGUGAUAUUGAAUUAUUACAAGUUGAUAAUGAAUAUUUGUCAGAUACGAUUGAGUAUUUCGAAAGUGCUAAGAAUAAAUACUCCAUUACAUUAUUUGGUCAGAUUAUCGAUAAAUCCUUGGUUACGAAAGUGGUUAUAUCAUUACUUGGUACUGCUGGUUCAGCCAUUUUUGGAUUAAUCGUAAAAGAAAUAUCUACAAACUUGCACAAAUAG
This is a messenger RNA of Didymodactylos carnosus, 981 nucleotides long. The record is from the annotation of a GenBank genome assembly. Lineage: Eukaryota; Metazoa; Rotifera; Eurotatoria; Philodinida; Philodinidae.